UUGUUUCCGCCUUCCGCCUUCCGUCGCGUCACAAUCGUGACUCGCGCGACGUAUUCCGACGUUUGUGCAUGCGUUUGUUCGCGCUCCGACGAUGUCUCGUGGCGCAGCGUAAUUCUUGCCCGAGUUUCGUUACCAGACCGUAAAACAUCGAGUGAGCGUCUUACAGAUUAGGUUCGUUUCUGCCGAGGGAGUAUGGAAUCUAUGGAUUCGCGGCUAGUGGCACAAGCAUUGAACUACCAUGGUCAGCAGUUGCAGAAAGUAUGGGAAGGAGAGCGCAACGAAAAUGAACUGGUCAUGCUCAAUCUGAAGGAUCCUAGCUUUGAAAUUUAUCAACAACGGCAAAAGACUCUUAGUUUUGGAGAUAGAGGCAAACGUCUGAAGCUGCAACAGUUUCUCACUAAAAAAGCUGACGAUCUGUAUGAUAAAGCAAACUUAGAGAAAUCAACAGACCGUAAUAAGCUGGAGCUGGGAGACGAAGAGUUUUAUGCUACAGUUCCAGCACUCGACACUUUUGUCACCAUGGAGAAGUCCCAACGCAUCCGCAACUUUUUAGAGAGUUUAGUAGUUGGGGAUGUAAUUUUUGCACAAGUAAUGGGCAAAAGCGCCGCAGGUCUUCUUCUGAAGGUACUUUGCAACUGCAGUGAUUGUCCUAGAGUUGUCACUGAAUUAGGAGUUAAGGCACUAAUUUUAAAUACGGCCACUGUGCCGGCGGUGGACAAGAAAGGUGUUACAAGAGGCUACAUGGCAAAUGAUCUCGUCUGCGUCGUAGUCAGUGAAAUUAACGUCGAGGCCGAACGAGUUGUUGCAGUUAUGAACGUACCUGCCCGGGAAGGGCAAGCGCCACACCCAUCUAUGGGACUUAUCCAUUCUGAUGAUCUUCCCGAAGCCUACAAGAAAGCGAUGGACAACAAAGGCCAGAGUUAUGAAACGCUGUUGGAGAAUAGUACUGGCUUCAACAAUCCAAACAACAUAAAAUAUCUGUGCGACUUAAUCGGCCUCGGACAAGAUAAUCAUUCCAAUAUGGUUGGAUUGAGAGAAAGAUUUCCGCCAAAUGAAUAUGCUUCUGAAUUGCGACAAGCACAAGCGAGCAAGUGGGCAUUUCGAAGUGUUGCCGAGGGCAUUGAUCAUUUCAAGGCCGGUCGUCAUUCUGAAGCUUUCCAGUGCCUCAAUAAGGCGCUCACUGUUGAUCCUCGCAACGUUGAGGGUUUGGUCGCUCGAGGAGCAUUAUAUGCGAAUAGCGGAAGUUUCAAGAAGGCAAUUGACGAUUUUGAGACAGCCUUAAAAUUAAAUCAAACACAUGCAAAUGCUCGUAAGUAUAUGGCGGAAACAUUAGUUGCGCUCGGGCGCAGUUACGAAGACGAAAAAAAAUAUGACGAUGCACAAAAAGCAUAUGAGAAUUGUUUGGCGAUUGCGCCAUUUCAUGAAGAAGCGCGAAGUUCCAUUGACUACAUAAAAGCUAAGACUCUCACAUCUUCGCUGAACCCCCUGGAUACUUUUAAGGGUUUCGAAGCUGAGAAUGAUGUUGCAGAAAACAAAAAAGAUAAAAAGAAGCGCAAGAAGGAGAGAAAAUCUAGAACAAAGAAAAGACAAAGAUGGAGCUCUAGCUCGAGCUCUUCAUCCACCGGAUCUUCGACUUCUUCGAGUUCAGAUUCGAGCAGCUCGUCAUCUUCGGGAAGCUCACGAUCGGCAUCCCGGUCACCAAACCGUAAACGCAAACAUAAGAAAGAUCAUCGCAGCUCACUUUCGCCGCUUAGUAAGCGCAUGGCUCAAUAUAACAAUCCUCCCGCUGCGACUGCCACUACUCACGAUACUAUCGCGCCAGCUUCUUACACCACAAAUACACGCGAAAAGAUGGAUGACUAUGAACUUAAAGUACGCAAAUUUCUUGAGCAAACCAAGGACGAUUCUGAUUAUGAAGAUAAGGUAAGAAAAUUCUUAGAAGAGACAGCAAGAUGGAAGAGGGAAAGAGAAAAGGAAAAGAAACACUCCGAAAAUGAAAAAAUGAAGAAAAAGAAGAAGAAAGAAAAGAAGGGGAAGGAUAAGGACAAGGAGGACAAGAAGAGUCGAAAGAAGAAGAAGAAAGAAGAACGGAAAAAGCGUAAAAACAAGGACAAGCUCGAACGAGAUUUAGAAGCGUUGAAAAAGUCGUCUUUACCGGAUUUGGAACAAUUAGAGUCCAAGCUCAAUGCUUAUUAUGCGAAAGUUGAGAAAGACUGUGCGGCGCUUAAAAGGUAUGUAGCACAGUAUAAUGACAUACCUUCCCCUCUUAGCAACGCGGAGAAGCUCGCUGAAAGUUCACGCAGAGAGGAGGAGCUGCGCAGAGAGAGGGAAAGAGAAAGAGACGAAGCUUCGAAGGCAUAUCACGAGAGGGAAUCCAGGGUGCCGCUAACUUCACAACAAAGAAAAGAAAUCCAGAGGAAGCCACUAACGGACAUAUUUGAACAAGAAUCCCAAUUAAUUCAUCCCGAACCGAAACUCCCUGCACUAGACACUGCUGCAUUAAAUGCAAAAUGGAAAGCUGCGCAAGCUGCUAGACAAAAAGAUGUUCCUUCUCAAAAAUGGCAAGAUGUCCAGUCGGACAGCAAGAAGUUACAGUCUAAUGUCUUCGUGGACAGCGACGAGGAUGAUGACAAUGAAUUGGAGGAAAGAUUGCAACGUGCUGCUCUUGAAAAAUCUAUGAACAUACGCAAGCAAAUGCAACGCGAACUUGAAAAAAGAGCGCCACCUCCGCAACCUACACCAACACCGCCGCCGCUGCCGAAAGAACCUCCAAUUCCAAAACAGGCACCAGUCAAGUAUCCUACACCGCAACCACAGAACAAGUUCCAAUCGUAUAAAGAUCCUGCUAUGUCUGUUUCACAAACUACACCGACUAAAUUCGGCUCUAGCAACAAUUUGGGUGGUAAAUUUCAACCGAUUGGUCAGAACAGCGGAACAGGACAUCCGCCGGAACCACCACGUCCUCCGCCGGCAAAGAACCAAUCUCAAUCCAAAGGCCCGAGAACUGAUUCCGACAGUGAAAAUGAACGAGGCCAUCGACAAACUCCGAAGAAACGCGACUCUAGCAGCAGGGGCGGCAUGAAUAAACGUAUGAGCAGGGAUCGUCCGGCGAAACGUUCGCGUAGUCGCUCUCGCAGUGUUUCCAGUUCCGGAUCGUCUAGAUCUCGUUCACCAAGACGCAGUCGUUCGCGUUCAUAUUCGAAUCGACGAUCUGGAAGCUAUGAAAGAAAGUACAGUAGAUCUCCUUCGGGUACAUAUAGCCGAUCGCGGUCACGAUCGAGAUCCAGAUCAUAUACCAGAAGUCGUAGCCGCAGUAGAUCAGGCGAUCGAGGUUACUAUCGCAAGAGACAAUUCCGACCAUAUAACAAUCGCGGCACGUACUACAAGCCACGCUUCCAAGGUUUUAACAAUCCAAAUCAUCGUGGCGGUGGCAACAAUUUCCAGAAUCGAAACCGCUUCUAUAACAAUCAACACAAUAAUCGUUUCGGCAAUCGUCGUGGCGGUGGUUUCAACAAUCGCGGUGGUCGUGGCAACCGCGGUAACCGUGGCGGCAGAUUCUUUCACAACAAACAAGGCUUCCGUGAUUUCCGCGAUAGGCGAGACUUCAGGGAUCGCCGUGCCUCGUCGCGCGAUCGAUACAACAGUGAUCGCAGUUACUCACCCGAUCCAAUGAGGAAGGUUGACGAAGCGAAGGAAAAAAUCAACAAAAUGCUUGAAGGAGGCGAUGACGGUGAACAUCAGCAGGGUGGCAGCGGUGGUACGACCGUGCCACCUAACAAGAGACAAGCCGGACCCUUGAGCGAAGGAGAAGAAAGGGACGAUGACGACUAUGAGAGAUGGGGAGAGGGAGAGGGGGGCGAUGCAGCUAGUACCAAGAAUGAAGGAGUUGAACCUGUCGACGAUAACCUGGAAGGCAAGGAGUACUUCAUUGAGCGCAUGAAACAACGAAGCAAGAACGUUUUAAUGCAGAGAGCCAUUGCAGCAAAGAUUUGGUAGUUACGAUCUAUUAUCCAUCGUCGCUGCUUCUCUGUGAUAUAGUCGCUUUCCUUCCAUCGCCCGCACUCUGGGUAGUCAACUGAAUGAAAUGAGGCACGUUGAUACACUUGUGGCUUGAAUUCCUUCUAUUGAAUCGUAACUAUAAUGGCCAAAAUUUUAUUUUUCAGAUGUUAAUUUUAUUUUCGAUGAUUUAAAGUUAGUUUGAUUUAAACGUAAAUCGAAUUAACUUAAAAUAGUAGUUAAUCCAAUUAUACAUAUAGUUAUGAAUAUUAAAAUGAUUCACUUCUGAAAUUUUACUUCAAGUAAUUCCCAAGAUCGAGUAAAAAAAAACUUACGUCAAUAUAGUCAAAUAUUUAGUUUAAAUGUUUAGUUGGUUAAUAUUAAUGUGCAUUCAUAUAUUCAUUCAAUUUAGUAUAUAAUUUAUAUCGUUAUCAGUUCAUUAACACUCAAUAAGUACUCGAUUACAGGCUACACAACGUAAUUGGCAAGUGGCUUUUCAUUAUCAUUCGUUAUCAGAAGCAAAUGAUCUUUUCUUUAUCCAAUAGCGUACAUUUAUUUAUACAUUGAGAAAGCAUUUGGAAACAAAUUGAAGCAAAAUUAUUCAAAGGAAAAAUCAUGCAUUUCCGAUUCAAAAUUUCUUCUAAGAAUUAACAAGUCAUUGCUAUAUAUAUAUUCAAAUGCCUAUCAACAAACCUUUUAUUUCGUAUCAUCAUAAUAAUUAAAAUAACUAUUGUAAUAAAAUUAAAGACAAAACCAGUAACGAAAACUUCUCCAGUUUUGAGCAUCUUGGUAGAAAUCCGUUUUCGAAAAAAUUAAGGUUCCUUAAUUACUCCUUAUUAUUGUUCACUUUAAACCGUAAUGCGAGCGACUUCAUUAAAAUAAGAUACUUAUGUAUGUUAUAUGUAACGAGUUUACUGUACAAUUGAAAGUCCCAUAAAUAUAUAACACUGCAAAAAAA
This is a messenger RNA of Solenopsis invicta (red fire ant), 4954 nucleotides long. Its product is annotated as tetratricopeptide repeat protein 14 homolog. The transcript is spliced from 14 exons. The record is from RefSeq and is a predicted model, not a curated record. The coding region runs from base 193 to 3996 and encodes 1267 amino acids. NCBI's taxonomy places the organism in Eukaryota, Metazoa, Arthropoda, Insecta, Hymenoptera, Formicidae. Gene Ontology annotation, molecular function: protein binding.